GUCAGCUGGUGGCGGUAAUGAAGCAGGUUGAGGAAGUAGAAGAAGCGACAGCAGCAUUACGGGUGUAGCAUCGCCAUUUCACUCUUCAUUCAUUGAUAUCGAGGCCUACGUUGCUUUAGGAUACACAAAACGUCAUCAUGGUGAAAAUUUUUAUCGGCAACCUCGCCUGCAAUACCACGCCUGAGGAGCUGCGAGAACUCUUCGAGAAGUACGGCAAAGUCACAGAAUGCGACAUUGUCAAAAACUAUGGAUUCGUACACAUGAGCAACAUGACCGAAGCAGAGGAGGCCAUUCAAAACCUCCAUCAGCACCAGUUGCACGGCUGGCGCAUGAAUGUGGAGCUGAGCAAAGGGAGGCCCCGGUCCACCACCAAGCUGCACGUCAGCAACCUUGGGGAGGGAGUCAACAGUGAAGUUCUGCGGGCCAGGUUCGAAGAGUUUGGCCCGGUGGUGGAGUGUGACAUAGUGAAGGACUACGCCUUUGUUCACAUGGAGCGGAUUGAUGAUGCCAUGGACGCCAUCAGUAAGCUGGACAACACAGCCUUCAAAGGCAAGCUGAUGAGCGUACAGCUGUCCACCAGUCGGCUUCGCACUGCCCCUGGAAUGGGAGAUCAUACUGGCUGCUUCGUCUGCGGGAAACAUGGUCACUGGUCGAAAGACUGUCCAACCGGUCGGAACGGUAGCCAGAGCGAUGGCACAAGAGGUGGCAGCGGCCGGGCUCCCCCACACGGUCCCCCAGGUUAUGGCAGGGGCAGCUAUGCGAUGGCCUCACCUCCAGUAGCUGAUUACUCUGCGUAUAGUCAGGCUAGUUACAUGGGUGGCUUGCCGCCGCCUCCCCCUCGUAGGGUUAGCAGCUAUGGCUCAGAGCUGGGGGAUCGAUACGCCAGCAGAGCAGCGUACGCCUACGCUGACAGGUCAUCAGGUUAUGAUCGCGACCAUCUCUACAGCAGUGCUGACUAUUAUGACAAGUACAGAGCUCGCUCUUUCGGCUCAAGUUACUUCGAGGAUCGUCGCAUGCCCUAUCCUCCCCCUCCUCCCCCUGCUCCCCCGACCACGCUCUCAUCCAGUAUAGAUCCAUAUGACCGCCAGCCGCUGGCUCCACCUUCCUCCCAAACCACAUCUGCUGCAUAUUAUGCACAAGACCGCAGCGCACUCAGACGAGUACCAAUCUCAACAGGCUACACCUAUGAGCGAACACAGCUGUCACCAGUAUCGGCCUCCAGGAGCUCCUACGCUGUUCCACGACCCAAGGAUCAUUAUGCACCACGCUAUACGCCUUACUAAAGCCAUGGUGCCAAGGUCUGUUUGUGAACUGCAGGAUUUUUCCUUUGCUGCCAUUUCGUCAAACCACACGCCUCCAUCAGUCUGCGUGACGUGCGGCAAAGAAUACGCGAAGCAGAAAUUCAAAAGAAAUGUAUUCAGUUGUGUCAGCAUCUUCCGUGCACCUAAGAUGCCAGUGGCCUGCAAACGAAUCAUCCUUUUAGUCACGUUUACUUAGCCUGUUUUCGGAAAGGAUGAUUAGCACACAGCACUGUUUGACAUUUAUGAUGUAUAAAACAAUAAUUUCCUCACUUGCUCUGCAGGUUUUCAACUCAGUUUUUAGUGUUUGUGUUUAUUCCCCUCAUCUGCUCAUCACUUGAAGCAAAUUAUAAUUGUUUGGCUUCUGUUCUAUAUAAUUUAGAUGUGUUCUUGUUUCAUAAAUAUAUGGACGCUUACUUUAUUUUUGAACGGGAAGUGGGUUAGUAUGGAUUGCUUGUAGCGCUGAAGAAUCCUUUGUUCCUCUAAAGCUGAUAUGACUCGGUAACAUGGAUGUGGAUAAAGAAAUGUUUGACUAAAACAUUUGUGAAAAAAGAUCCUCAUUGACAUCCGACAGUGUGCUGCAGGAUUCCAUGACUCUUAAGGUAUGUUUUAUUUCAGCUAAAACCGGACAUUGUUUCCUUUGUACACAAAAGGGUGACUGACGUAGUAAGCUGUCGAGUGGGAAAGAAAGCUUGCAAACCCUUCCUUCUGUAGCGCGAUUCACACAAAAGACGAUAGAAAUAAUCUAUAUCCAGGCAGCUGACCUGACUUGGAGUUUAGAUCAGAUGUAGACGAACUAUCAAACAUUCCAGCCUCUUCAUUUCUUUCUGUUUUAAUGUGUCCCCAGAAUAUAGAAUCGAUUCAUUUAAAAGUGUGUAAAGCCAAUAUUUUUCAAAUAAAAGUGUUGUUGGGUGGUACCAAAACAAGAAUGUGAGCUGACGUGCAUUGUGCAGUUAAGCAGCGUAACUGUUUUCUUUCCACUUGCUGACUGUCCCCCAUAGUUGACGGCAGAAAAUAGUUGAAUUUUCCCCUUGGGUGUUUCUGGUAUUCAUAUAAUGCAACAUAAGCAGAUACAGAAAUGUGAGGCGGGACUCAGGGUUUGAGCUGUAGGAGUUGUGAGGCACUUGUAUUUUGUAGAAGGUGCCUUUGUGUGUUUUGCAUACAGGUGGAAUUGAAGUUUUAUAUUUUUCGUACUAACCAAAAUGACCAGCACACAUUCAAAAUGAUUUUUAAUAAAGCCAGAAUUUGGUGA
Molecule: messenger RNA, 2550 nt
Organism: Acanthochromis polyacanthus (spiny chromis)
Lineage: Eukaryota; Metazoa; Chordata; Actinopteri; Pomacentridae
Product: RNA-binding protein 4.1-like
Exons: 4
Coding region: 138-1283 (381 amino acids)
Biological process (GO): mRNA splicing, via spliceosome
Cellular component (GO): nuclear speck
Molecular function (GO): mRNA binding; zinc ion binding
Source: RefSeq, a predicted model, not a curated record